Molecule: messenger RNA, 991 nt
Organism: Catharus ustulatus (Swainson's thrush)
Lineage: Eukaryota; Metazoa; Chordata; Aves; Passeriformes; Turdidae
Product: tetratricopeptide repeat protein 31-like
Exons: 7
Coding region: 103-981 (292 amino acids)
Source: RefSeq, a predicted model, not a curated record
AGCCCACGGCCUUGGAGCAGGCGGGGGUCGGCGGGAGGGCACGUGGAGCUUCGGUUCUGCUCCGUCCGGGCCCUGCGGGCCGCCGUCCUGCCCGCACCCAACAUGGCGGCGGGGCGGCCUCAACCGCGCCGUGACGUUUUUCCGCGCCCUUCUGCCCCCGGCACCGUAUGUCCAGCUUCGCCGACUUCACGGUGCCGUCGCGGGGGCCCUUCCCAGACGGUGAUCCAGUGCGAGACGGGGGAGGUGUGUCUGCUCUGGGACGACGGCCCCAGGGUGGAUUAUUACAAGGUGGGGUGUGACGAUGACGAUGACGACGGCAAUGACGAUUACGAUGAGGACAGGUUCGACGGAUUCCAGUUCUUGGAUGAUCCCGUCGCGGAGGAGCCCAUUCCCUACAGCUACUGUGGCUUCCGCAAGUCUUUCCUGUGCCCGGAGCUGCCUCCACAGCAACCCCGGACCUCUCCGUCCGUCCUGGCUGCACGGCUGGACCGGCUGCCCACACCCCGCCUCACCUGGCUCACGGCAGAGGAAGCCGAGAGGAAUGCGCAGGAGCUGGUGGCAGAGGAGGAGCGGGCAAAGAGGAAGGCAGAGAAGAAGAAGCUGAAGAAGAAGAAACAAAAAGACCGAAAGAAACGGGAGAAAUUGGGUCAAGAGCAGAAGAACAAAGAGAACACUGACCCAAGCCCCCCAAGAGGCCAUGCAGGCGCUGGGACCUCCCUCAAUGAUGCUGAGGAUGAGGGAUGCUGCCCAGAGCCCUCUUCAUGUCGUGGGGACUCCACAGUCCCCUCAGAAGACCCUGAACCAGAGGACACGGUGGUGGCAGAGGAGGAGCUGGACCUGAGCUGCACUUUUGUCUGCAAAGCACGGGAGAAGGCAGGGGUUCCGGCUUGCCCCCGCCGGGCAGCGAUCAGUCCCCUGGGGACACAGAACAUGGAGCCAAGCAAGGAAGGUUGCCAGAGAAGGGCAGUGGAGAUCCUGUGAGAGAGCUGUG